Molecule: messenger RNA, 3798 nt
Organism: Colius striatus (speckled mousebird)
Lineage: Eukaryota; Metazoa; Chordata; Aves; Coliiformes; Coliidae
Gene: C8H10orf143
Product: chromosome 8 C10orf143 homolog
Exons: 4
Coding region: 1-315 (104 amino acids)
Source: RefSeq, a predicted model, not a curated record
AUGGCCGCGCUGCCGCUGCUCGCGCGGGGCCGGCGGGGGCCGCUGCGCGCGCGCGACGCGGAGCCGGGGGAGCCGGAGCGCAAGCGAGUGUGCAAGCCCUCAGAAGCUGUUCCACACCAGGCUGAUGCCUGCCUCCUUGAUUGUGCCAUGGAGCUGGAUCCCAAACAGAAAAUCCCCACUGACUGUGGUCCUUGGGCUACAAAAACAAAGAGUUCCAUGAUUUCUGAAAACCAUGGAAGCAGAGGCACUGCCCAGCCUUGCCCAAGAUGUAUUGCUGGAGAAUCUGGGCACUUCAGUCAUAUCCUGGGCUUCUAGAAAUGGAGAGAGGGCAGACCAGCAGCACUGCUUUUCUGUUUAACCUCAGAAGGUGCACCUGUGAGCCCUGUACAGCGGGAUCCCUGUACGCUCCCUCGCAGGCUGGAUUGGAGUGUGGUGUGCAGCACAGAGCAGUUUGCUGUAUGUGUUACUUUCUUUGCACAGUAUCUUUGUUUUUACACUUGAAAGGAAAAAUGCUUCUGCUUUUAAGGUAGCUCAGUAUGUACUUUUUUAAAAAGAGAAAGGCUGAUUUAUAAUGUUAUAGACCUGUAAAGCUGAAGGGGCUAUGGGCCUAGUCUUCAGCAGAGUGUGUGAAUGCAGUAGGUAGGUAUCUCAUAGAAAAAGGAGUGUUACUUGAACAACCUUCAGUAAAGCAAAGAUUCAGCUCUGUGGAGUCCUCACAAAGUUGUUAAGACACUGUCUGAAACUCUCUGGCUCUGUCUUUCCAGUUGCUGUGAUAUUAGAACAAGUCUGUUUAAAACAUCUUGAGCUUACAGCCAACAUCAUUUCAUUGACUUGUCACAAAUUAUGCUGCCAAUAUUUAGGACUAUAUGAUUUCUUUUAACACAUUCAGAUUUUUAGACCCUAAGAGAGCCAAGUUGUGCUGUUUGGGUGUGACACUUCAGUGCCUGCUCUCACUCAGGCAGAAGAGUCCAGAAAGCUCAGAAGAGAAUGGCAUUGUGGUAACCCUCUGCAUUGGAGGGAAAUUGCUGUGACCUACCAAUGCUCAGAAAACAAGCAACCUCCACUGGAGAACUGCUGAGCUGUAGCUGUGCACUGCAGCCACUCAGCUUUUGGGCAGAGUUCAACCCACAACAGGUAGUGGCAGGUGUGGCAGCACUCAGCCUGUUGUGAGAGCAGCCAGUAGCCAGUUUCAAUUAAAAUCCUGGCUCCGAGGCUGCAAAAAUCUAGUGACAGGCUUUUGGAAGUUGGUUUCCCAGUAGGACUUACCAGACUGCAAAAGCCUUAGACAAAGGUUUUCCCCAGCCCUAGAAUGGUUCCCAUAUUGGGUCAGCCACUGAGUUGCUAGCUGAGAUAUCCUUCCUAAAUACAUGACCAUCAUAUAAAUACUCCAUUAAUUUCAUUGGUAUUGUCAGUAUUUAAGAAGUAGUUCCUGUGUGACCAGAAUUCCAGGGUGUGAGGAUACCCACACUUCAUUUGCACAGUCCAAGGGUGCUCUUCCUAGCACUUGUGAAAAAGCAGCAGCUCCCCCUUUGCUGUUUUUCUUGAGUUGGCUUACAGUAUUAAAAAAAAUACAUGAAGAAACCUUUGGGGGGCUGCAGUUCACGGCAGGAGGCAGAAUGCACUGCACCUUCUUGUUAGCCCUCUGCAUCCUUCCUUGCUGCACAAGUCCUAACAAAACCUCACACGGAGCUGUACUUACAUUUCUGGGAAUGCUGCUGCCAAGAAAGGGCAUUCUGGGUGGAUGGACAUUUCAGUUACAGUCUGGGGAAGGUGCCCCAAAGUGAGGUAGCUGCCCAGAAAUGUGCUUAGCCAUUUAGAAACAUCAUCAGUUCUCUUGACUCUUUCACAGAUAAGAAUGCACACACCUCUGGAUAAAGCUGCAAAUGACUCUUUUGCCUGUGCUGUGGUUCCUUACAGCAUGCUUUCUGAUGGGCUGAGGCAGGCCUUUAUAAAUCAGCCAGGAUGAAAACAAAUUGCAGUGUAAUGGGUUAAUAUACUGAGGGUUUAUAAUCGUGGCAGUGGGGUUAAGUCUACCUACAGUGUUUGUAGUUAGUUGAGGAUCUGCCAGAAUCACAAAGCCUUUGGGAUCAUGCCUGUGAACGCUGUACAGGGUAGGACAGGGGAGUGUUUCUUUAAAGCAGGUUUGUGUCAAAUCUGCAGCAGAACCACAAAGUUAUUUUUGUAAGGCUUUCCUUCACCUUGGAUAACAAUGACAUUUUGCUGUAUUGGUAAAAGUUAGAGACUGUUUCUCCUUCCUGCUGCUGUGUUUUGUACACAGAAUAACCCCCUGCUACUUUAUUUACGUGUAUAUAGUGAAAUAGACAAAUGGCCUGGUUUUAAUUCCGGUGAAGAUGACAUAAUGUAACACUUUUAACUUUGUAUUUUGUAAACUUACUUUCAAAAGCAGAAGCAUUAAACACGGCUUUGGCUGCAGUACCAAACAGACUAGAGUUCUGUUAUUCCCUUGGUAACUGAGUCGCCUUCUGCAGGCUCUGAGGUGGCAAAGCAAACAAAGCUGUCGGUAGUUUGCAUUGGUUACGGUUCUGUUUCUGCAGCACUCCCCCCUCGUGGGACUGGGCCACGAAUGAGAUGCAGAAUCAGGAUUUGGGAAGAAAGUCAUUCCUCUGCAGGUUUGGUUUAACAGACAGUUACAUGUUAAUGUUUUUCAGCUGAUCCUCCCCACCCGUGUCUCCAGGUUUUGUUUUUCCUCACCUGGUUGCACACAUCUGAGGAUUAGACCCAAGUUCCUGUAGAUCCCCCCGUGGGAGCCUGAACUAGGAGCUGCUCAUUUGGGCAACUUCUUCUCAGUUCAGUCCAGUGUAAAACCUCCAGACUAUGUCUGCGUAGGGGUAGGGGUCUAAACAGGAGCUGCUGAGUGGGCUCCUCACCUGCUGGUGUCCAGGUGAGCUCAGCUGGUUCCCUCAGCCCCAAGGAGAGCCUGUGGCUUGGUGCUGCAAAGGCUUCUGGCUGUGAGGAGCCUUCAUGGGAGCUGCCAGUCUCAAUGGGGCUGGCAAACCACAGACAGACCCCACGGACAGGCCCCGUGCUGCCCUCUGAAGCCCUUACCUUCACCUGCCACUUCCCCAGACGUCUUCAAAGGCCAACGUGAAGCUGGUUUGAUGAGUAAGCACGCUUUAAUUUGCUUGCUUGCCUUUUCCUUCCUGAAGAAAACAUGUUUCAGCCUUGGAAAGGUCCGGACAUGGCCAGGCAGGACAGGCCGAUGCUCCUGGGGAAGGAACAGCAACAGUGAAACCAAGGGGAGAAAGGAUGAGGGCAUCGAUCUUUGCUUACAUUUUUUUUCCCCUUUACCACCUGUUCUCACACACACUGAGGGUGAAGGAACUUUGUCUGUUAGUAGGUGGACAGGAUUUGGGCUGGUAGGCACUGUACAUACAUUUUGUAUAAAGGCAAGCAGCUGAGGCACGAGACGAGACGAGAAUUACUCCCAGUUUGAUGUCUGAAGUAGCAAGAAGCAUGAGAGCAAAUGUGAGGGGGGUGGGAAUGUGACGUUGAUGAAGAUAACAAAUACGUUAUCUAUGUUAUGUAAAAGCUUUGUGCCAGGUUCAGUUGCUGUGAACUAUGGUAUGAGCAUUCACCUACUGCUUCAUUUGAUACUUACACAUCAACUUGUCGUAUCAACUGCCAAAAAAAGAUGGAAUAUUGAGUUUUGGGGGGGUGGUAUGUGGGGUUUAAUGGCAGUCUGUAUUUGACUAGCCACAAAGACAAGACAUUGAUACUUGUACAGCAGGUAUGUUGAAGAUAAUGUCUUUAAAAUGAAUGAUGGCGUGUCUAAAUUAA